Messenger RNA from Sus scrofa (pig), 2472 nucleotides. RefSeq names its product methyl-CpG-binding domain protein 3-like 1. NCBI's taxonomy places the organism in Eukaryota, Metazoa, Chordata, Mammalia, Artiodactyla, Suidae. The record is from RefSeq and is a predicted model, not a curated record.
GGUAUAGACUGGCACUUGUAGCUCCGAUUCGACCCCUAGCCCAGGAAUUUCCAUAUGCCGCAGGUGCCACCCUAGAAAGAAAAAAAGAAAAUAAUUUUUCCAGGCAUUAUGGAUGGUUCCAAGUGACUGAUGAUGGUCUUGGAUUUACAAUGGUAGCAAAAUACGUUGUGUGCCUUUCUUAGCAGUUACCAUAAGACCAGCAGUAGCUCUGGUGUGGCAGCUGGGUGCCAAGUUUGAAGUUUUACAAGCAGAUGGGAUAGGCAGUAAGGAAUUUUGGAUUAUUCCAAGAGAAUUAUUGAGAUCAUAGUCCAUGGAACCCAGGACUGAUAGGAAUAGGAAGAGAGAAAUGAAGAUGAGGAUGUGGUGACAUGGCAUAAGUUCCAAUCUUGGGGAACAGGUGUCUACUGUUUGAACAUUUGAGAAAAAAAAUUGGAGAUCAGAAAUUCGUAGUGAGUUAAUAAGUUUCUGAAUUAUUAUUUAGAACAUGACCUAUCGGAUUGAUGUGAACAUCAGGGGUACAGGGCGAGUUGCUAAGCGCCAGGCAAUUGUUAAUGUCACUAUGGACUUAAGAUCUAAAGGAUCACACCAAUUGUCAAUGGGUUAACCAAAUGAACAGUCACCUGGCACAGAAGAAGGCUAGCACUGGGGAUUUAGAAAAAGGCUGAGGACCAGGUGACAUGAGAGACUACCCGGACUUGUGCAGCUGAGAGUGACAAGAACCAAAAGAAAACAUAAUCAUACUUAUAAAGGAGGUGGUGUUACAAGCUGGUGGAGGAGAAUGGAUCUGGAGUAGCCCAGAGUUUUGACCUUGAGCUUUCUGUCUUUGACCCACAUUUGCUUGAGGAUGUUCCAAGAUGUGGAGGAAUGAAGGGAGGAUGAAGGUACAAAAGAGCCAAGAUAAUGGUCCAAGAAGGCAGAUUUGGAGCCAGUCUCACAAUUUAUUUUUAUAGGGUACGAGGAAAAGAAGUAUGAUGAAGACCUCACAGAGAAAGCAUCGUGAUGGGGGGAAACAAGGCAAACCAGAGCCUAGUUUAAACAUCUCGAUCCCGCUGAGACUGUCCAGUUACAUAUUCAAGAGACCAGUUACUAGAAUCACACCCCAUCCUGGCAAUGAGGUCAGAUGCCAUCACUGGGAGGAAACCUUGGACAGCCCCCAGCAGCUGUACUGGCACAAGAGGCUGCAAGGACUGCAGGCCUGCAGCAGCACAGGGGAACUGUUAAGCCCCUUGGAUCUUGCCAAAGCCCUGCAGAAACUUGCGCCUCGUUGCACAGAUGAGUCCCUGCUGGGGCUGCCUGCAGGUGACCCCAACUCUGGCCCUGUGGCCACCCCUGCCCGGUCCACGGAUUUGCCAGAGACAAUUUCAGGAGCUAGCCUGGACCGCCCACAGCUCCACUGCAGACGAUGCCUGGUCACUGAGGAGGACAUCAGGAACCAGGAAAGGAAUGUGAAGACAGCGAGGGAGAGACUGGCCAUAGCCCUGACUGCAGACCGGCUGGCGGGCGAGGCGGAGAAAGCAAGGGGCCAAGAGGGGCAUCCUGACAAACACUGUGGGAAAGAAGUCAGGAUGGUGCAGAUGAAGCUGCACACGAUGCUUUAUUAGUGACUCUUUGCAGUUCUCUUGCACUGAGCUCUUGAAAAUUUAAGAUAUAUUAAUGCUUUCCUUUAUUGUUAAGUCCUUUGUGUGACAUAGAAAAUAUAGACAGGGAUUUCUUUUUGAGGUGAGAAAUUGGGUUUUAGGCUAGAGGACCCAGGCUCUUUCCUCUCCAUGUUGUUCUCUCAUUUUCAUUUACUAAGCGAAACAUACCCAUUUACUAAGUGAAAAAUACUUUCAGUUACUAAGUGAAAAAUACUCAUUUAUUUAUGAGUAUUUUAAAGUUAACAGAGUCACCAAAGUCACGGGAUUCUUCAAGUUCUUACCCUCACAGAGAACAAACUACCCACUUAGACCGGAUUGUUCUUUUUGAAUAAUAUUCCCCAGUAGAUUCCGAAACAACCUUUCAUUAAAAGGAUGUCAUAGCUAUGUUCCCAAAUAAGAUACCUAGUUCUAGUUUUCUUGUUUGGGUUGCAUGCUAAUUCAGAGUUGCCUGUAAUGAAACAUCAGACUUUCACUUGUUUUCUAGAUCUACACGUGUUUGAAAUCUGAUCUGCGAUCAUUGAUAUGCCAUUCAGGGCAAAUCAUACUAUCAGGAGACUGUUUUUAGCAUCAUUUAGCAAGAAGCCUGGGCUUGUUGCGUGUAUUUAUCUAUUUACCUGAUCACGCAUGUUGUGCUCUUUAGCUUGUUUUCAUCAUUACUUAUGUUUGCUGGAUGGAUUUAUCAGUUUCUGAAAGAGUUAUGUUAAAAAUAAUAAGAGUAUCUGUAUGUAUAGCUUCCCUAAAACCAGCUUAUUUUUAUUUUUCUUUUAUCUUAUUUUUGGCCAUGCCCACAGCAUGUGGAAGUUCCCAGGGCUAGGGAUAGAACUCACACCAUGGC